Molecule: messenger RNA, 19089 nt
Organism: Xyrichtys novacula (pearly razorfish)
Lineage: Eukaryota; Metazoa; Chordata; Actinopteri; Labriformes; Labridae
Source: the annotation of a GenBank genome assembly
AUGGUCUCCAGGUUCUUGCUGCUCAUGGCUCUGAGCUGCUGUGUCUGUGGUUAGUUUCCAUCUUUGUUUUAUUCUCAUACUUCCUUCAGAAAAGAAUUUUAAAAGCAACAGUUAUAUUGAGGUAUAUAAUAUGAUUUUUGUGACCAGGUUGUCCUUGGCGCCACUUUUCUCGCGGAUUGAUCGCUGUUGUUUAGGGAUUUUGAACAGAGUCAAGUUUUUAGUAAAGCUGAGACACGUUUUAAAAUAGGCUAAUUUCUUUAGGGCCUUGAUAAUGAGAUGCACUGGGGUGCAGAAUUGGAUAGUUUGCAAAUCAUUAAAACAGAUUUUAAGUUGAUUAUAGAGCAAAACCAACAUAUGGAAAAAAAAGAUUGUUUCAUUAGAGAUUCACCAGUCUGUGAGAGACUGCGUGAGCUAACAAUUUAACUGUUUCAGUGUCAAAUGUGAAAGAAUGAGUGAGUUUCAUCAUUUAUAGUACUUUAAGGCUUGCACUGCAUUGAAAAAUAGACAGGACUCUGUACUGGGAGUUGCUGCACAGGGUCAAAUUUAUCCACAGAAACCCUUAUUGUGAACAGAGUUUGUCAUUCUAUCUAUGAAAACACUGUACACUUGUGUUGAAACUGUACACUUCAAAUAAGAAACUAUUUGUGACCAUGAUCCAGAAACACCAAAGACCUCCCUGGGCUCGAACCUACCUCAGAGUGGACUCAGCAAGGAAAAACAACUCAGAAAGAAUCCAAAAUGACAAGACUGGAUCACUUUGAAACCACUUCAAACUAGUGAAAAAUUACCUCAUUGAAAACAAUGGUUUUAUUUUUCUCGGUCUCCUCUACAGAAACCUUCGAAGUUAACGUGGCUCACACUUCCUAUCAGGCAAUGGAGGACCAGGACCUCACCCUGGAGUGGACUUUCAACUACAAACCUGAAAGCUCUCUGCAGAAUCUGGACAUUUUCUGUUCCAAGGUCAACUCUCAGAAAGACUCAGUCCUGUUUCAUCUUCGUAAAGGAGUGGAGGUCCCACAGAAGGAGGGAGACUUUGUAGGACGAGUUCAGUGUGACGAAGAGGUCCUCAGAGAGGGACGGAUCAGACUUCAUGUUUCCUCACUCAGGACUGAAGACUCAGGCUGGUAUCAGUGUAAUGUCCUCACAGAGUAUGGCAGCAGCUUGGACAGAUGUCAUGUCAGUGUGACUGGUGAGUUGGUUUAUGUCUCAGCAGAAUUUUAAAAAGACAUUCAGUUCAGGUUGUGUUUCUCUUUGGAUCUGCUCCAAACCUAGCAGACCUUUUAUGAGCUUUAACAUGAAGGUUCUAAAAAGUAGAGAGGGUCUCUGGAUCCUGGACCCUGAUUGGUAGAUGGCUUCAAAGGAGAAGGGUCUGAUUACUGAAGGUCCUGCCUCCUGUACUACUGUCAGAAACUUUACUAGAGCAAACUGAGAAACUGCAGUGAUCACAGAAACAUAAUCAAGACUUUGUUUGUCUCCUCCCAGCAGGGAAGAACCAGAACAGGACCAAGGGUGAAGCAAAGAGUCCAAACAAAGUGAUGUUGGGAUGGAAAUACAUCGUAAUCAUUACGAUGGGAACAAUAGCAGGAAGUGCUGCUCUGCUCUUUUCUCUUUACUUUUGCAUCACUCGCUCUAAUCCUGUUUGUGGCCAUGGCCAGGGGCACCGCAAAGGGGGGUAAAAGGAGAAGGAUUCUAGGGGCCCAUGAUUGACAGGGUCCCAGAGAGGCCCCUAAGACAAUUAUUAUACUGACAAAAAUUAUAGCACUUAGUGUCACCAAUACAUUGUAUAUAAAAUAUAUGUGUAACUGUAAGUUUAUUACUAAGUUUGUUUUGCAAAACAUUUCUCAAGGCCCCCCGCCUCCAUAAAAUGGUUCAGUCCACCCACUCCGUUUUCACAGACGCUCAACACAAAUUUUUCACAGACAGCGAGUAGAAAGAGAGAGAGCAUGAUGCCACAGAAAUCUGUAUUAUUUUCCUCAGAGGGAUACACUUUCAUGGCGCCAGUUGUUCCCCGAUGUUUUUACAGAUUUAUUUCCCAGAUAAACAAACUUAGCAAUAAUGAGAAGAGAGAGAUUCACCAGGCAAUAGGCAGGCAUGAUGGAGGGGCGUAUUGUGUUCAAGUGCACCUUGGAGAAAAUAACUUUUUUGAACUCUGCUAAAUUGCUACUGAAUAAACUCACAUAUAGUAGGACACAGCAUGUAACAAGUAGCCUAAUGUAUAAAAAAAUGUCCUGAAAUAUUGCAACAAACAACUAGUGGUCGAAUUGCAAUGAGUGUGUGUCAAUCAAAGUAACGUCAAAAUCAGCCACGAAGUGGAGCUACUUAUCAAGGGGUGAGAAAAGAAAGAGAAGAAAAGAGAAAGAAAUAAGGACAAAGCAAGACAGUGGUAAGUGGAGCAGAUAGCGAAGCAUGGCAAACAUUUUAACUAGCAUUAGGUGUAAAGCUGGCUGUUAAUUGUUUGGUAGGUAGUUAGCCGUGUUAGCAUAGCAGGAGAUGUUGGCCUGGGGUCCUCACUUUGUUGACUAGCUGUUACAGUGUGUUGACACACCCACACUGUCCUGCAAGGUUAGCCGACAGAAAGAAAGUGUGGUUGUAAGGUAUAAAACUGAAAUUUCACCAAAGUAAUUAGAACACCAUUAAGGAAGUGAUUUGGAUGGGGAAAAAAAAGAAAACAGGUAACCCAGAAACAGCUUUCACUGUAAAUGAAACACAAUUUAUGAAAGUUGUGUCUUAACCAGCCUAACUCUGACACUACUGAUGCUUUGAAAUUUAGAUCUAUAUUUAGACAGUGUGCUUUCUGCAUAAAAGACUAACUUUGGAUCAAUUAACAUACUGAAGUAAGUCUCAGACAUCAAAUCUUAGAACAAGGGUGAAGUGCUGACUAUUCUGGUAAAAACAUACCAGAGUGUCGCCUUGACAAUUGCUCUUUAAAAGUUUCUGUUUCUUACCUCUUUUGUUGGUUUCAAAAAAUGUAUGUUUAACGCUUGUCAGAGGGGCGCCUUGACAAUUUUUUCACACUCUAAAAUUAACUCAAAUACAAAUCAAUGACUGCAUACAUUAAUGUACAGAGUGCCCUUAUUUCCACCCAUAGUGAGAUUAGAAGUCCAAGACUGCCUUCAUGGGUGCUUAUAAAUUGGGCCGGUAGAGCUGAGGCAUGUAGGAGCAUGCCUUGGAUAGUACAACCAGUCAGAAGGGGAAGGCUAAUGUUUUUUGGCUUCACAGUCAGUGAACAUUUUGGGCAAUAGUCUAUGAACUGAAAAGCUGAUUUGAAUUGAAGCGUCACCUCUAACACCUCUCCCGGUUGGAGAUGAAAUCCUACCCCAAGUGGAGGAGUUAAAGUAUCUUGGGGUGUUGUUCACGAGUGAGGAAGGAAUUGAGCGAGAGAUCUACAGGUGGAUUGGUGCAGCGUCAGCAGGGAUGCAGAAGCUGCAAAGACGGGGCUGGGCAAAAAAAGGCGAAGCUCUCAAGAAUACCGGUCGGUUUACAUUCCUACUGUGACGGCCCCUGCAUUUGUGUUAUGUUGGUGGUCACACUGAUUUGUAUAUUUCUUCUAAGUUGCCUGCAGAGCUGAUUGGCAGUAUCAACUUAUAUCAAUGUGGAGCACCCAGUCCACAGCGGUUAUAAAAGCAGCCUCUGGUGACCUGGCUCUCUCUCUCUCUCUCUCGACUCUCGAUUUGGCUCCCUUGUGCCCAAAUAGCUUCACACUAUUAAUUUAUAUCGGGGCGGAUAAUAGCAUAUUACAGGAGAAUCGUUCACUUGCGGAUAAAAGCACCAAAAUUGGCACACAUAGUCCUUAGAAGUUGCUCUUUUGAUAUUUUCGUCUGGCCAAAUGAAAAUUCAAGAUGGCGGCCAUUUUUCAAGAUGGCCACCAUUGAAAAUACAGUAAUAUUGCAUUUUGCAAUAAAAUCCCAUAGACUUGUCCUAUUUGGAUGAUCUUGGUGUCAAAUCAUACAUUUUCCACUAUGCAGAAUCCAAAUUUGAACCCAUGGACUUUCUUACUGGCUUCCUUGUACCAUAUUUCAGUCCCAGAAUCCUAAUAUUCUGGUAUUUAUGAGGUUUACAUUGUGUCCGACUUGGGUAAAAUUGUUGGUAACAUAUAUCUUAACGUUGUUAGAGGUUUAGUGUGUGUGAGUGAGUGAGUGAGUGAGUCUGUAAAAAAAAUCCAAAAAAGAAAAAUGCUUGACCUGCCUGCAUUACAUCUCACUUAAUUAUUAGGCAACACUUCUCACUCGCACAUACACUUUCUUACAACAUUACUAUUAAUCUGGCUGGGGUGGCACCAUGCAGUCAUGAAGAAGCUGACACCCAGAUCUUUGUGCAUGCCAGGCAUGCCACAGAAGCAGGCAGCAAGGUCAUCAUGGUCAAAGCCAACGACACAGAUGUUGUUGACAUUGCAGUGAGUGUUCUGCAGGCACUUCAGAACCUCGGUCUGCAGCAGUUGUGGGUUGCCUUUGGCCAAAGACAGAACCUGAAGUGGAUUCCUGUUCAUGACCUGUGUGGCACUCUUGCAGAAAAGAGCAAAGGGAUGCUCUUCUUCCAUGCAUUCACUGGUUGCGAUGUUGUUUCAGCAUUCCGUGGCAAAGGGAAUGUUUGUGAUGAGGCUUCAAGUGUCUUCAGCAAACUCAGCCAUUACCCACCUGUAUUGGAUGAUGAGGACCUGAAAACCCUAGAGAAGUUUGUGGUCAUGUUGUACGACAGAUCCAGCACAGCUGAAGGUGUCGACGAUGCAAGGUUGGACAUGUUUGCUUGGAAGCAGAGGCCGUAUGAAGUCACUCCUCCAACUCGAUCAGCACUUAAGCAAUAUGUCAUGCAUCCAUCCUACCAAGCGGGCUGCAUCUGGAGUCAGUCAAUAGUAUGUCAACCAGAAACACAUAGUCUUGCCAACUGGGGCUGGACCAAGAAAGGAGAUCUGUGGCAGAUUGUUUGGACAGAGCUCCCACCCAUUGCAGAGAGUUGCCAGCAGCUGGCCAAGUGUGGAUGCAAGUUGGAAUGCUGCGGUCGAUGCAAAUACUACUGCUUUGGUCCGACCUGCACAGCACUGUGCAGCUGCAGGUGUGAGGUUUAGAAACGCUGUAGUAAAAGCCUACUCAUCCAAACAGCCUACAUGUAAAAAAAGAAACAAACAAAAAAAAAACCCUGCCUCGGUAGGAUCACCACCUUAUCGUGGUGUGUGUCUCCAUGACCCCUAGAGCUAUGCCGGCUGGAGUAUUGUACUCCCAUGGUGCUACCAUGCAUUUUAGGUGAAAUUCUAAAUUAUCAGAAUAUUAGGAUUCUGGGACUGAUAUGUGCAGUGAGGACACACCCUUGCCCACGCCCUUGCCCUCCUUGCAACCCCCCCCCCCCCCACACCACACACACACACACACACACACACACACACACACACUAGACCUCUAACAACACUACGAUAUAGGCUACCAACCAUUUUACUCGAGUCUCACAUGAUGUAGACGUAAUUAGGAUCAGAAUAUUAGGAUUCCAGGACUGAAAUAUGGUACAAGGAAGCCAGUAAGUCCAUGGGUCCAAAUUUGGAUUCUGCAUAAUGGAAAAUGUAUGAUUUGACACCAAGUUCAUCCAAAUAGGACAAGUCUAUGGGAUUUUAUUGCAAAAUGCAAUAUUACUGUAUUUUCAAUGGUGGCCAUCUUGAAAAAUGGCCGCCAUCUUGAAUUUUCAUUUGGCCAGACGGAAAUAUCAAAAGAGCAACUUCUAAGGAGUAUGUGUGCCAAUUUUGGUGCUUUUAUCCGCAAGUGAACGAUUAUUACAGUUAUCUGCCCAGCUAUUAGUUUGAAUUUAUGUUAGUUCACUUUUCAACACCUCUCACUACACCUUGUUGACACACUCACAUGCACACUACUGAUCCUGCAGAUUCGACAAACCUCAUGCUUAACUAUUGUUUCUCCGUUUACUUACCUUAAUUUGUAAUAAAUCUCAUUUACUCUUGGCACUGUGGUUUCCAACCAUUUUUUUGUCAUGGCUCAAGAUCCGGGUUAUGACACUAUCCUUACUUAUGGUCAUGAGCUGUGGGUAGUGACAGAUAGAACAACAUUGCUGAUACAAGCAGCCAAAAUGAGUUUCGUCUGCAGGGUGGCUGGACCCUCCCUUAGAGAUUAGGGUGAGGCUAUGUCUCUCAGCUGGUCUGGGAACACCUCAGAGUCCCCCUAGGGAGAGCUGGAAGAAGUGGCUGGGGAGAGGGAAGUCUGGGCUUCCUCCCUUAGGCUGUUGCCCCCAUGACCCAACUCCAGAUAAGCGGCUGAAGAUGAAUGGAUGUCACCUCUAACAAGGCAACUAGCCAAUCACAGUGAGGAUUUUGGGCACAGCAUCCAGCAUGGUUUAGAUUUCUGUCAUAAAAAUGAUUCAGUUUCACAACACUCUGAAAGAAAAAAAAACAGGACUCAUUAAAAGGUGACAUAGUGGUGCCUGUUUCAAAACCUUUAAGGUGUCAUCAUGUUUCCUGUGACUGUUAGACAGCAAAAUCUCAAAUCCCAUGGUGAAUUUGAAUCAUUGAGGGUCCAAGAGUUUUCUUACAAUUGAUAUAAGCCACACUGACCUGACAAGUUCAGGUUUACAUUUCAUGUCAUGUACUACAGGCCAAAAGAAGUGGUGAAAAAAACACUAGAUAAAAACUGAAGUUGGACAAAACCCUGGCCACAGGUUUUUUUUUUUUUUUUUUUUAAAAUCUCUAGCUCUAGUUAUUCUUGAGACAUGCCAACAUCUCUUACAAAGGCUUCAGUAAAGAAAAAAACAACAGUCGGGGGGGGGGGGGGGGGGGUGUCUUGUCCACAGCUUCGUAGGGAUUGCUGUAGUAGGUGGGAUUUAUGACUAAUUGUGCAGCCCGUCACCAGAGGAUGCUGUUCUUGUGGUGGCUUUACCCAGCGAGGAGGCAUACAGUGUCCAUUCUUCAUACAGUCUAUGCUACAGCUAAGAGAAAAAAAAAAAAACAUUUUGUCCCUUAGUCCUUCUGAUUGUUGUGAUUGUGAUCAGCCAUAAUUUGACAACCUAACAGCAUAGAAAUGUUUCAGGGGGUUGGUGUUGGUGGAUAAGUGUUCACAUAAACCCUUGUUUUAUCUUGUUUUUAUUAUUAAUAAUCAACCUGUGCUCUUCACACAGAGUUUAGCUUUUUGUACCACACGGGUACAAAAAGCUACACUCUGUUGAAAACUUCUUUUUGACUGAUUCUGUGAUUGCUUUAAGGUGAUAUUAUUUAAUUUGGCUAGGACUACUUCUCUUGUGGAGAGUAUUACCCUUGACGGUAUAACAUUAGCCUUGAACUGAAACACAAUGUCAUUCCAAACAGACAGAUGACUUAAUUAGCAUUGCCUGCUGUUCAGUAAUUAAAAUUUUACAAGGAUUUAAACACAUGCUUUCUUGUCAUUUCCACACAGUCGUUCUUCUGACACAAGUUGUUCAGUGACAGGAUCAUUCUUGAAGGACCGGCAGUGUGAUAAGGUGUUCAACGCAAAAACAGAAACAACAUUUGUAUAUUUUUCCUGCUCUCAUUCACAGAUUUUGUUAAUUAUCUGGAUGACAAAACACUGUUUCUACUCAGUCCUAACCGACUAAAAACAAAUGAAAAAUAAGUAAUCACUGCAGUUCUAAAAUGGCUCAACAGGCAAAUCUUGUUUGCCACAUAUGAUUUUUAAUUAAAAAGCUGAGAUCUAAAAAAAUCUCCUUGUGCUCACUUUGUCCCCAUCCAACACUAUGAAAGUUUUAAAUGUUGCAGAUUUAUUUUUAUUUAAGGAUAUGUUCACAUUUUUCCAAGUCUAUUUAGCACCAAUACUGAUGUGCCCACACUGCCUGAGGGAUUAAGUAUGUAUGUGGGCCAGCCAAGAAAUGAGCAAAACCACAUUUCUUGUCAAAAAGCCAAUUGGCUUCCUGCACUGUUCUUUAGAUAAUGGCAGAAAAUAAUCCCUGCGGCAAACACAAGUUGAUGAUACGUGUCAAAUUCAGCAAUAUAAUCUACACAAACAAGGUACGAAAAAAAAAUUGGGGUGUUUUUGAUUUUACUGUUUACUGCUGUACUUAAUUUGGCUUUUGAAGCACAGAUUUUUAUCUACAGUCUGUUUCCACUGUUGUGUGUAUUUUAGACUUCUACAUGUGUUUUUAUUUUGCAUUGUUUAAACAUUUGCAACAGGUUUUUUGGAUUGUUGUUGAUCCCUCUACUUUUGUUGGCCAUUGUACAAAUUUGACAUUAAGAAUUAUCAGCCAAAAUAUGUCUGAAUCAAAAUAAAAUAAACGUUGAAAAAUACUUGCCCUAUAUACAGAGACUAUAGUUCGGGUUACAUCAGUUCCUGGUUCCACUCCCUGUCUUGACCUUUAACUGAAUGUCUUCCCCACUCUCUACUCCCCACAUAUCUUCUCCCUUUUCUACCGUCUUACUAAAUAGAGGCAAAAUGCAAAUGAAAAUUUUUUUUUGAAUAAAAAUGCUUUUUACUAAUAGACAAACUCUCCUCCUGUCUCCAUAUUUGAUUUCAUGCUUUAGAAAUAUUCAGUAGCAGAUUAUAAGAAAAAAAUAUUACAACUCAGCAAAUUGUUUUAAGCCCUUUUUUCUCUUGCCAGAUUUGAACUCAUUAAUGAAAGCAUAAGUAGAACUUUUAAGAGUUGCUCUUUAGUUAUUUUUCACCUUUUCUCCAGUACAAAAUCUCAGAUGUGAUGUAUCAGAUCAGCAUUAGAGUCAAAUCCACCAAUAAGAGAAAAAAAUUAGGACUCUUUCAGAUGCGUGAUUGGGAGGAUUUGAGCUUCUUGGAAUGGUUUAUUCUGCUGGUAUUGACCCCUGGGGUCACUUUACCAUGUUUGCUUGCAGAUUAGACUGCAGUGGAAGCACAUUGUCAUAGCUAAUGUACCAUAGGAUGGUACUUAAAAUGCACUUUCAAGGAGUUAGAGGAAAUUUAUGAUUUUCUGUUGAAGAAAGUAUUCCAGAGAUCAGUUUAAGUCGAUAGAAAGCUUCAGCAGACUGUGUAAUUCAGUUCUGGCUUGUUUGCAACAUUAACAACAUUUUAUGCUAAAUUCCCUGUUAAUGUUCCCAAGACAGGUUUUCUUUACUUCACUGAAGCAAUGGAUGUGAAGCAGAGUAAAUGAGUUUAACGAACACUAUAAUAAUGAAAUACAUCCUCUUGAUCUGGCUCAUGCAGGCAGCUGUAGCCUUAUAUUCACUUUAACUCAUCUUUGAAUCAUAAUUUUGCACAGACAGGAAGAUCUUUUUACUGCCCAUCAACAAAUAUGAUCUGAUUGCAGCAUGCACAAAUGGCUCAAUGACAUUAUAGGGGCCUGUUGUUUUGACUUCAGAGAGCUUAUUUAUUUUACUCCAUUGAAAUACAUGAGAUGAGAGAAAAAAAAAAAUGAAAAUUUUGAGUUGUUUGCAGCAGUUUCACUCCAUCAUGAAGCCCAACAACAUUUUGACAGCUGAAAGACAGAGGGGAGAACUGGCUCAUUGAGUUAGCUCCAGUAGAUGAACAGAGGGGAAAACUGGAAGAUUUAGCUCUCCUGUGCACAGCUGGGAAAAUUCUGCAGUGUUGAUCCUCUGCCUCCUUGUGGCUGCUAUAUGAAACAACAGCUGAGACAGUGGAUAUAAAGCAGUUUGUGACUGAAUAAUUAAAGAUAGCAGGAGGAUUUGUGUAUAAAGAACCUUCCACAAACUUUGACCCAUUCUCCAGCUGCUUCAGAAAACAACUGUCACUUGUCAUCUGACUUAUAUCACACUUUACAAACCUGUACAGAACUUUAGAUGGAGCAUCUUGGUUCAUACAGACAGUAAUUGAGAGGAAGAAAACGACAUAGUUUUGUGUGAAAAUUAUAAGCCCACUCUAAAGUCCACCCUGAAGCUGUGCAGCCUGAGGGCUGUCAACACUGAAUAAAUGUUCAUUAGCCCAAUUCUAAAUUUAAUGAAAUUCAGCCAAGAUACAGUUUCAGCUAACAGUUUUUUUUAUUAUGGACGCAGCCCCCCCCCCCCCCCCCCCCCCCACACACACACACACACACACGCAGGAUAAAAUAUAAGGUAUUAUAAAGGUUUUAUAGAAGUGUAAGAUUUCUAAAUGACUAAAUGUUUUAUUGAUUUCUCUCUUCCAGACAGUGGGGGACAUCAGACAUGAAUAUUGAUUCAUAAAUCUUAUGCACAUACUCAGGGCUAAAGUGUAUUUAUGGGUAUUGUAUUUUGCCUUUUUAGUGGCACUUAGUAUCUGGUAUCUUCUUUUGACUUUCCAAGGUCACAAAGUUUCCAAGUUACAAUUCAGGAAGAAAAAAUGAGUUCUUCUCCUUUGUUACGUUUACAAAAAAGGGUCAGACUGAUACUAAAUAAAUCAAUAGGCAGAUAAAGCUUUUUGAAACAGGAGGCUGCUGUCUCCUCUGAAAUGUAUAGCUCCAUAAAUAACUGUAAAAUGUUAUCAAGAACACUGUGUGCUCUGUGUGCAGCCGCACUAAUACUUAAGGUCUGUAAAGGUCCAGUUGAUGGAAAUAAUCCUUUCAGUUUACACCCAGUCCAAGCAUCCAUCACUUAAAAAAAGCCUGGAUUCAAAUGUGUUUCAAGAUAUUUAAAAUUAAUAAUCAGAGCUUCAUUGAUUAAAUUAAAAAAAAGAUUUUUUCUUGAUACAUUUUUAGAAACAAGAUGUAAUUGUUUUUUUUUUCUUCUUCUUUUUUUCUCUCCAGUAAACAAAUCAAGAGUCGGUUUGCUACACUGGCUGUCAUUUCUACCCAUUACCGUUGAUUAAACAAGGAAUAAGACAAAUCAGUAAAAGUGUUUUGGUUUUUUUUCACAGUGCUCGUUAUCAUUUUCAGUUAUAUCAUAUUAUAUCAUAAAGUUUUACAUGUUCUUAAUACAUAUGAUAAUGCAACACGUUUAUAAGCACAUGCACUUUGAUCUGACACUGCUUAUUAUACCACUGUAGGUAGAACACCAUGUAUAGAGUCAUAUUGAUUACAGAUAAGAUUGCAAUUAAUUCUAUCAACCUUUAACCCACUAAAUUGCUUUUCACUUAAGGAAGCAUAUCGUGUGCAAGGUAGUGGUAUCCUAUCUACAGAGGGUAAAGCUUUGGUUUCUCUGUUAUUUCCCCUUUUCUGAAAACACCUCUCUGUGCUCUACUCAAUCAUCUCUUUGCAGUCUCAGUCCUGGACAGGGGUCUUGUGACAUGAUUCCUUUUUUUUUCUGGGUUUGCUAACAGUGCAAGCCUCUACAUGAGGAAACUUGACAUUAAAAGUGUUAGAGCUUUAUAUUCUGCAGUCUUCAAGUUCACACUUUGCUGACUUAAUUAGUCAUUCAGUGUGAAACAACUUUCUGCAAGAGCCCACGCCUUGACAGCACACGCUCGGUCCCUCUUUACAGUACCAUGUAUGAUAACUCUACACAUACAGAUAAAGCUGCAGCCUGUUCUGCAAUCAGCUGAAGAGUCAAUGAGACCUUCCUUGUGAAUGUACAACAAAUUCAAAUAGAAAUCCCAUAAAGGCAACUGUCUACACACAGCAUGAGAAAAAUGAAACAAAAUGAGGUAUUGACGUGUUGUCACUGAGGCAAACAACAUCAUUCAUCCACAGCAGACUGACACAAAGCAUAGAGGAAUCAAUCAGGAAGAGGAGAGGAGGGGAAUACAUAAUCAAGGGGGAGUAAAGGCCAAACAAAUGACUGCUUAGCACCACUUAGCAGAUAGAGAGAUAAAGAUGAAAGUAAAGAGCUUUAGUUUCACCUGCACUGCUUCAAGGUGCAAAUUAGCUCCUUUACGUCUAUUUAUCCCUGCAUGAAAGGACACUCAGUCAUGAAACAUGUUGUCAAUGCCUCAAAGCUGAGAGCUUCAUGUCUGUCUCUGGCUAUUUCUUUGAAACAGGAGGGGGGGAAAAAGGGAAUUGAAUGUUUAUCUACAUACACAUUUAUUAUGGAGCAAAUAGACAAUAGAUUUUAAAUAAACAUCAUGCCCCAAUGUAAUAUGGUUAGAGGUAUGCCUAUUAUGAAGAGUUUUUAACUGAUCAGUGACAAAACUGGUUAUUUCUUCAUACUGAGUUUUAGUGCAAAAAAGAUGGUUCAAUAAGUCUAAUAAUAAACUUAGAUUUUUUAAAAUUUGUAUUCCACUUUUUUUCAAAUCAUAUAUGCAGAUAUGUUUAAUUCCACAGCAGGGCUGUCGUAAAGAUGUGUGUUUUCUGUGCUGAAAACACUUUUGAAUGAGCCAUUCAGAGCACCUUGUUUCUCAUUUGGUGAUUACUUCAACACACAUUAACCUUGUCAGCAACAACCACCGGAUCAUGGAAACCACUUUGAGUAGGCGCCAUGGGACAAAAACACAUGUAAGUUUGGUCUCUAACAGUGAAAAGAAUCUAGUUUUGUUGUGCUGUGUUACAGAUCAUACUUUCAUGUAGCUACAAAUCAAGAUUACUCCAUCACUUUGUAUCAGGCAAGUUUGUCUUAAACUCAUAAAGGAAGUAUUCAAAAGCUACUCCAUUUGUUUUCUUCCGCAAUAAAUGAGCAUGUUGUUACGACUGCACCAUGGAGUGAUAGUUUAAUUCAUUUGGUCUAUUUGUUUUUGUUUUUCUCAAGUUAGGAUGUGCCCUCACCUCCUCCUCACUACCAUUAAUCUGACUCAGAUUAUACAAAAACAUUGCAGAGUUUGUACGGCUAGUUCUAUCAAAACCCAUUUCUGCUGUUUCUCACUGUUGUUUUCCUGAGGGGACUGAACUUCUGGCUUCACCUGCAGCUAUGAAAACAACUCGGUGUAUGUUCAAAUCAACCUCUUUAAUCAAGUCAGUCACCCCCACACCCUCUGCCUCGUACCCUUGGGAGUAAACAAACAGACAAUUAAAUAAAUAAAUAGAAAUAAACAAGUGAACACCUUGAGGAGAUCAAUCUUCAUUAGGCAAGACAGGGAAGUGCUCAGCUCACUGGGGUAGAAAAGCCUGACCAGAGGUUCAAUCUUUAAUGCUCCACUGGCUCAUCAUUUUGUGACUGUUUUACCAAACAGCCUGUUCAACCAGCAAGCAUGCAAAUGUUAUUUUAUGACAUCUCAAGGCAUGACCGGUAGCUGUGAAGACUGUUAUGAGGUCUCAAAAUUCUUCUAAAAUGCUGGCAGUCACAGGCAUACUAACCUGUCAAUCUGAGAAUGACAUGGAAAUAAUAGAGCUGACAGUACACUGCCGCUGGUCUGAAUAAUGUUUUCAACUCUCUUACAGACAUACAGACAUCACAAAGCUCAUCAGAGGGUCUUCAAAUAAAAGCUUUCAGGCUUCAAGUCCUGUGGUAUUUUUUGAUUAAAACACAUACUGUAGAUUUUCCACAUACUGUAUGUCAAGGACAAAGCCUUCAUCACUGAUGACAAUAAGGCUCAUCACAAAGAGCCUAUAUAUAUAUAUAUAUAUAUAUAUAUAUAUAUACUGAAAGUAAGAGAGAGGUACAGAAAUGGGAAAGGAGAUUGAGUAACUUUGAAUUACCUUAAGAAUUGCCUUAAGAAGGAAUAAAUGAAUGAAUGACUUGGUAUGAAACAGUCUUUCUGCUUGAACUUAUGCUAAACUUUGUGAUGAAAGAAGACUUGUUCCUAGAAGAACUUGUAGAUGUGCACCCAAAGAAUAAAUCCUUUAAAAAAACAACAAUCCUGCAAACAUACUAACUUACUUCUUCUCUAAACAUGAUGGAUUUUAUCAUCUCGUUGAGGAAAAAAAAUAACUUUAUCUAAAAUUGAACAGUAGGUUCAGAGUUAAUAUGCAGAAUAUGUAAGCAUGACUGUAUAAAAAAUUCCAUCUUAACAUUAAACAAACUGACUAACAAAGGCAUGUAAAAUAAAUCAGUAUUCAUCCAUAACAGGAACCUAAUUAAAAAAAAAAGUGGACAUGUAUUCCCAAAUAUCUCCCCCUCUCCAGGGAAUCACAUUGCCAGGAUAAUCACAUCAAGUGGUCACACCUGUGUGAAGCAGAGUGUCAGUAUCUGUCACUCUGAGUGCCUCAGCUCCACAGGUGUUUUGCUCAGCAGAAUUAAAACACAACCUGUCUCUGAGAGAGAGCAGCUCCUCUGGAUCCAGACCUAAUAGUUUGGCUCGCAGGCAAAGUCCAGCUGAGCCCCGGUGACAGGGCAUUUUCAGGACAGAGUGGUGGAGCAGCUGUAGCAGUCAUGGGCCAUAAGAUUCUGAUUACAAGGUCAGUUACUGUCAGCUAUAGUUCCCGAUGUUCAGGUCUUUUGAGUCUAGUUCUGACUGUUGAAUUCCCCAUUCUCAGCCGUCUUAGAUAUUUGCUGCUAAGUCUUGUUCUUUCUGUCUUUCUUUCUCAGACUGAUAUUGGUUUUCUUGCUAAGAGAGCUGAACUACUCCUCCGCUUUUCCAAGAGGUAAGUCUACAUUACUGUGUUUUACUUGUUAGAGUGAAUUUCACACUUCUGGUGGGCUAUUGUGUUGUACACGUCUUUUAUGAUUUGAAACUAUGACAUUUAUAUCUAGAAAAUAUAAGAUUUCCCUGUCAGCCUUGCAAACCUAUCUGUGACCUUUGACCUGACAGAUGAUCUGUCUAAGUCAAAGACGAAGCCCACAGUUGUUUAAUUUAUCCUUGUAAGUUGUGAGUGAAAAGGUCUGACUUGUACUUGAAAAAGUGUUUAGUGACAGCUGAGAGCUCUGUAAAAAUAUAACAGCAUGAAAAACCAAAUAACACGUGUACACAUUUCCAGCGGGCCCUCUCUGGCUCUGAUAUUAAAUGGCGAGCAAACUUUAUGCUUAGUUCCUGGUGAAACUUUAAAGCCUUGUUUUUGUGUAACAUCAACAGGACUAUUGGAAGAGUGUCAAACAUGGCUAUCGUUGUCAAUAUUUUUAUACUGACAAUGAUUCAACCGGAUUCAGUUAACCUGGUGGAAAAGCUGUUACUCCUGGUAAUCUUAUAAGACUUUCUUUAAAGCAUUUACCCACUCAUUUUUAUUUGAUUCAUCCCUCACUGCUUGUCUGUUUUGAUCCAGUCCCUUGCCAGAUUUCCAUAUCUGUGCAAAUUUUUUUUCUCUUAUUCUAUGACCUCUACAUAACCUGCUGUACACAGCUUUUAACAUCAAAAGACAAUAAAUAGCAGCUUUUCCUCAAGAUGUUUUUCAAAAAACAUCUGUUCCCACAAAAAAAUCUGCGUUAGUAAACUGACAGUCUGCAUGCAGUUUCAUACACUAUGGCUAUAUUUACAUGCAGUCAGUAUUUGGGUUAGGGUCAAUAUCCUGGUUUCUGAAAAGUUCAGAAUAAACUGUUCACAUACAUGAGCAAACAGGAUUAUUCCUGUUUACAUGGUACCCAGAUCAAAACAGCAACAACAAUUGGACGCACGGAGAACGUCAUGAUGCAAUGGGCAUCAUUUCCAUUUCUUCUUCCUGUACUCUGAAGACCAAGAUUCCUUGCGAACAGAAGAUGCGCAGAACACAAACUAAUGUUCCUUUUGAUGAGGAUUACCUAGUAGGUGUAUACAUGACCAAUUAUGCGGGUUAGAAAAGGAGUAACCCUGGAGUGAUUUCCGGGUUUUAAAAACCAGAAUAUGAGCAUGUUCUGUUUUUUUAAGGAUUAUUGAUGUUUACAUGGCUGUGUGCAACCAGGUUAUUCCUAAUAUUCUGGUUAUGAAAAGGUUAAUGACUGCAUGUAAAUGUAUUCUUUUUCUUUACAGCUGUUAGACGGUGUGGAACUUUGUUAAGUUUGAAUUUCAUAGUAUCUUUUCCUCGACUAACUUUCAGCAAGUCAGACCUUGAAUCAUAACUGUGUCUGGGCAGGAGCCUGAGUCAAAGCAGUGUUUCAGCUCUGUCUACUGAAAUGCUUUUGGGACAUUCAUUUUUCAAAAUUUCCCAAUUCUUUAGUUUUAAAAACACACAAAACACAGCUUCAAAAGUAACACUGACUCAGGAUAAACAAAGACAAAAAACACUAGGAAAAACAGCUGCUUUAGGCGGAUUUCAUUAUGAACAGUUGGCUGUUUAAAUCAGAACCACAGUACGCUUCCAUAAGGAUCCGUAAUGCAGAGUACACACUUGUUUUUCUUUUUCUUUGGUUUGGGCACUCAAACUUAUGAGCAGGUAAACCUUUUAGGUUGUGUUGAAUAAAUAGAGCAGUAGUGCUUGCCACGUUUGGCAUGUUAUGAUAUCACAGUUACACAAUUUUGAAAGCUGAAUGAUCUAUGACGAGAACCCCCUGAAUUUAAGGGAAGAACAGAAUAAGUGGGGACUAAUUUAAUGCAGUUGAUAUGAAUGGGUUGAGGUAACUUUAUACUGCCCCAAAGAUAAGGCAUCAGCAGGCAGUGUCAAACUGAGUUUUUCAGGAGGUGUUUGUAUUGUUCACCCAGUUUGGGGGAAAAAAAGUGGCUUUAAAUUUAAGUGUGAUUUUAUUUAUUUUUUAUUAAAAGUUCUUAGUUAGAAUUCAAAAGUUGGUUUCUUCCAGCGAUAAACUGCAAUUAGGGGUGCCAGAAAUCUUAGCUAAUUUUUUAAUUCCAUUGUCCUAUGUUUUUGUUUUUUAACUUUAUCAAAGUUAUACAGGCUUUAAAGAAACACUAAAUCCUCACUCUUUAAUGACUUUUAAAGACAGAUUAUAAACUGCACUGAUAUAUAAGAGACAAUAAGGUUUAAGUGGUUUUAUCAUGAGAAAAUUCCUACAACAAAGUCUGGGACACACAUUUUCUGUGUAACUGCUGUUCAAAACCUUUUGGAAUCCACCUGCUCUUAUUGUGCUAGCUACCAGUAUGGCAGUAGAGCUCAGUGGAGGUGGAGUGUGUAAUGGAAAGGUAUGGACAUAUCCUGCAAGUACAUUAGCCUUUUAUCCCACAAGUCCAUUUUGGCUACAGGCCAGACCCACUGCCCAUGACUGUUUUCGUCCUGCACUGCUGGUUAUUUGCUCUCUCAAUGAGAGGAAUCAGAUCAGAUGGGUAUCCAAUAACUUUUAUGAAAAGAAGCACAAAUAAUAAGACAUACCACACACUCAUUCCUGGUGCCUGUUCCUUUUUAUAUAGGAUAUGAAAUGUGUCUAAUUCCAUCCUGUGCCUUCUGUUUACCCAGUGUGCCACAGACAAUUCAGAGACUCGUUAACUCGUUGUGUAUAAGGCUGGUUUUCUAUGGUUACACACUGUCAAAAUGUAGUUCAUGCAAGUUUUAGGACAAAGGUACAGAUAGGGCUGACUGCAAAGUUUGAAUACAUGCAUUUUCAUAGUUUGUGUUUCACCUGCUAAAAGGAAUAUAUUUGCUUUUAAAAGUGUCAAAAAGUAGGGGGGGAAACAUCGUUUUUAACUUUGGCUUUAAUCUUUUCUUUGUUUUCUUACAGGAAGAAGUUCCAUGUAUCCUAAAUCCUUGCAGAGGGAAGGGGUGAAACAGCAAGAGAGAUAUGGUUACGGGAAUCGUCGCCCUCUUCAGUACAUCAGGGCUCUGCGGCAGGCCAACAAAACACAAAGUAUUAGCGAAGAUCAGGUCAAACCCUCGGAAAUUCCAGAGGAAAAUUCUUUAAUGGCUCGAAGCUUUGCCCCAAUACAAAAUCAAGCCCAUCUAUCUUACCAAACCCAAAACCUGCACCAGCCAUGGUCUGAGGAAACAUCCCCACUUACACAACAGAAUGGCCGCUCAUUGUUCGAGCCCCGGAGCUUUGAGUUAAACCUUAAACUACCUUUUGCCAACCUCCCUAAUCCAAGCAAAGACAAAGAUUUACAAACUAAAGGUGCUGGUUUGAGCAGCGAAGUGAAAGAUGGCCAGCUGUACAGACCCACUGGUGUUCAGAUCUUCAGCAGUUUUAAUAGUCCCUCUGGUUCAGAUGAUGUUUCGGGGAAAGGUUCCACAAAAAACCCAAAUGGAGGAGAGAGUCCUCAUGAAGUUUCUAUGCCAAGUUUUCUGUUCAGUUUGUCAGUUCCUAUUACCCCUCCUACUCCAUCUUUAAAACCAUCCAGUGAUGAAGUUGGCUAUUUAGAAAAUUCACAAAGUCCAGAGUACAUGGAGCCAAAUUUCCAACCCAGUUCAGUGUAUGGUGAAUCAGACUGGGUUCUCUUAAAUCAUGCUAAUUCUGUCCAGCAACAAACAGGAUACUCUCCCAGUCAGCCAUUACACACAAAUCCUAUCGACAGCAAGUUGGUGACCUUUCUACCUGAGCCUAACAAGCUUUCAUCUUUAAGUGAACCAAUUAGUCAGUCAGCUUUACCCACCCUGCAGUAUCCUCAACAACCUGACAAUAUUUUCGGUGAUUACCACAAUUCCCAAAUAAAAUCUACACAAUAUGACCAUGGGAGCAGUCAAAUUGGGCAAAUACCAACACUUGACACAGCACAGGGCCUUCUGUCUCCACUGCAGUAUGAAAGUUUUUCAAGUGGACAUUACAGCAUUAGUCAAAUACCCAGUGGCAACAAUCAUGCCCAACCUCAAACUUUGCAGACAGUCACUCUUCAGCCUACCUUUCCCUCUGAGCAGUACAGCUAUAGCCAGCUUGAAACAUCCUUAGAACAGGCUGUACAGACUUCACGUCCUAAUCUAGUGCACUCUUCAUCUCCCAUGGUUGAGCAAUCCCAUUACAAUAUUCCAUCGUCUGGCUAUCAUGCCAUGGAAGCUGCUACCAGUAAUUAUUAUGGUAAAGGCAAUAUGGAGCCAGUGGGGCAGACAGAUUACUCAUACCAGUACAGCAUAGGUCACAGUGGACAAGAGGUGUUGCCCAAGAUUCCCACUACUUUAGACCACACAAAUUACCAGGCUCCAAUACCUAUUUAUCAAACCCAAACAGGAGCCCCCGGUCAGUACAAUGGCAGAAAGCAACUGGUUGAUAAACCCAAUUACACUAAACUCCUUAUUCACGUGGAAGAUGUGGCUGAACAGAAUGGUGGACAGCAUGAGUCUUUCACAGCCCCAACUCCAAACUAUUAUUCUGGAAAGAAGACGGUUGAACCACUCAACAGCAAUCCACCACCCUACAUGUCUGUGUACCACCAAACUCCUGGCAUGGAAGGUGGGGUAGGCCAAUAUUCAGCAAAUCCUCAACAACUACAACUGGAAAUGGACCAAGCACAGGCUUCUUAUGCUUUACAUGGACAAAUGAACUAUGCUCCAGGAGUGGGAGUAAAUGCUGGUGCUGUUCAAACAAACCUUGGCCAACAAGAUCCAGUCUAUCACACCAUGCAAGACGUAUAUAAUCCUAGUACUGGACAAUAUUCAACUAACCAAUAG